Rotaria sp. Silwood1 is the source of this 1074-nucleotide messenger RNA. Lineage: Eukaryota; Metazoa; Rotifera; Eurotatoria; Philodinida; Philodinidae. The record is from the annotation of a GenBank genome assembly.
AUGACUUCAUCGUUUACUUAUUCUUGUGUCGCUUACGGACAACAAUACGUUUAUACUAAAUUUUCACAAGGCGUUAUGACUCUCGGUGAAAUCUAUAUAGCUCUCAUAUAUGGUCUUAUCGAUCCAACAUGCUUGCCUUCAAUGGCUAUUAUUUAUUAUGAUAAUAGAAUAUGGUGUACAGAUACACGCCGAUUAACAUUAGCAAAAGAAUUGGAAAGACAAGGUGAAUGGGAUGUACUCAAAUCGAUGCGUAUUCAUCAAGUCGAACCGAAUACUCCUCAAUAUCGAAAUUUUGUCGAUCAUCGAUUACCCUCGAUGCUUCAGUAUGAUGAACGAAUCAAUGCCGAACAAAUAGAUUUGAGUUCUGAAUUACAAAUUCGAGAUCUUUCAUUUCAAUAUGAAGGCAAACGAGAAGCAUUUCAUUUGCAAUUUCAUGGUACAUUGACAUUCAAAAUGGGAGAAUCAGUAUUAGUUACGGGUAAAAGUGGAGCAGGUAAAUCGACUUUCUAUGAUAUUUUAAAUGGUUCAAUACCAGCAAAGGACUAUACGGCUGAGAUAAAAAUUGACAACAGACAAGAAUCAAUGACUCUUCAUUCAAUUGAAAAAUGCCGAACAAUGGUUUUACAAGAUAGUCACAUGGAUUAUCGAUCAACUAUCUACAGUAUGAUUACAGAUAUUGAUGAAGAUGAUGUUAAACAAAAGAGAACGUCAGAACUCGAUUCACUUGUAUGGGAGUUUCUUCGUCUCGUUCAAAUCGAUGAUUUUGUUCGAAACGAACUCAAUGGAGAUCUCGAUGAAGAAAUGGAAAAUAAACUUAGCGGUGGACAAAAGACACGAUUAUUAUUGGCACGAGCAUUGUAUCGUGCUUAUCAACGUCAUGCUUCUCUACUUAUUCUCGAUGAACCUGAUCAAGGUUUACCUGCUGAGACAACAGUGAGUAUUAUUGACAACAUUAUGAAAUGGUAUCGACCAAAAGGUAUUCUUAUUCUUACGUUACACACUGAACGAGCACAGUUACUCAACUUUGAUCAAAUCCUACAUAUCGAACAAGGAACUAUAACAAAGAUCAAAUAA